This is a messenger RNA of Oryza brachyantha (malo sina), 1263 nucleotides long. Its product is annotated as acidic endochitinase-like. Gene Ontology annotation, biological process: carbohydrate metabolic process. The transcript has a single exon. Gene Ontology annotation, cellular component: extracellular region. The coding region runs from base 73 to 966 and encodes 297 amino acids. Gene Ontology annotation, molecular function: chitinase activity. Lineage: Eukaryota; Viridiplantae; Streptophyta; Magnoliopsida; Poales; Poaceae. The record is from RefSeq and is a predicted model, not a curated record.
AGCAAAUCACUCACGCAGUGGUCUUGGAGCUCGAUCACUGCCUCAUCGAUCGAGUCGUAGCUGGCGCUAGCAAUGGCUGCCAAUAAGCUCAACCUGUCCCCUCUCCUCGCCGCCGUCCUCCUCGCCGCCGCAAUGGUCGGCACGUCCCGUGCCGGCAACAUCGCCGUGUACUGGGGACAGAACGGCGACGAGGGCAGCCUGGGCGACGCCUGCAGCUCCGGCCUAUACGCGUACGUCAUGGUGUCCUUCCUCAGCACCUUCGGCAACGGCCAGACCCCGGCCCUCAACCUCGCCGGGCACUGCGACCCCGGCUCCGGCGGCUGCACCGGCCUGAGCUCGGACAUCCAGACGUGCCAGUCGCAGGGCGUCAAGGUUAUCCUGUCCAUCGGCGGGGGCGCCGGCAGCUACGGACUGUCCUCCACCCAGGACGCGCAGGACGUCGCCGACUACCUGUGGAACAACUUCCUCGGCGGCAGCUCGCCGUCCCGGCCGCUCGGCGACGCCUUCCUGGACGGCAUCGACUUCGACAUCGAGACCGGCGACUCGGCGCACUACGACGAGCUGGCGACGUUCCUGUCGCAGAAGGGGGGCGUGAUCCUGACGGCGGCGCCGCAGUGCCCGUACCCGGACGCGUCGCUGGGGCCGGCGCUGCAGACGGGGCUGUUCGCCACCGUGUGGGUGCAGUUCUACAACAACCCGCCGUGCCAGUACGCCGGCGGCGGCGACGCCACCAACCUGGUGAACGCGUGGAACACGUGGACCAGCAGCGUGAACGCCGGGAGCUUCUACGUCGGCCUGCCGGCGGCCGAGGCCGCGGCGGGGAGCGGGUACGUGUCCCCCGGCGACCUGACGUCGGCGGUGCUCCCCGCGGUGCAGGGUGACGCCAAGUACGGCGGCAUCAUGCUGUGGAACAGAUACUACGACGCGCAGAACAGCUACAGCUCCCAGGUGAAGGACAGCGUCUGAGCUAACCUGAAGACCCCAAGAUGUACCGAUCUUACGUGACAUACUAUAUAUACACACAGUGGUUACGUUGAGUUGUGCUAUAAAUAAGAGCAGAUAUAUACGUGUGCAUAUGCACAUCUGUCAUAUAUCUAUGAACUGGAUGUACUAUCAGCAAAGAUAAAUAAUAAAGGAAGUGUUUUGCAUUAAUUAAAAUACAUACAAAUUUGGCGAGCGGUAUCUCUGCUAGAUCCAGGAGAAACCCCACGCAGCUACCUUUUUGUUGCAGAUCAUGUAACCAGCGACCCAAAAUAAAUAAAU